UAUAUAUUAUAUAUAAUGGGCCCCCUGUCCACUGGGCAGAUCUACAUUGUUAAUAUACUUGGUUAGGAAAUUUUUCUCUCAAAGACUAUUUCAAGCAAGUAUAUUUCUAUUAAUAGGAUUAUUCUGAGGCAAGGGAGAGGCAGGUUGGUUUUUGGUCAUAUCUGUAAAGGAGAAAAAGAUUAUAUUUAAAUGUUACUGUAAAGCUAACAGAGCAAAUACAAUACUUGGCAUUUAUGUAAAUAGUUGUUGAAUCAGCGAAUCACUAAAAAAGCCCUUUUGAUCAUCAACUAGGAAGAAUAUAAGCUUUUCCAGAGCAAGAAGUUUGUUUUGUUAGCUCUAAUAUACCUAGCACCUAGAACAACAGGUACUCAGUGAGUACAUAUUGAGUAUAAAUGAGAACAAUCCAUUCAUUUAUUUAUCAAAAUAUUGUUGAGGAAAAUGAAGUCCCCUCUGGGAAAGGUUGUGCAGUUGGUCACUGGUGCAGCUAGACAGUGCUGUAUACCGUACUAUGAUGCCCCCUUUUGACUUAUGAAAUAUGAAUCAUAGGUAUGAUUAUUAAAAAGCAGAAAAUAGCACUGGCUGGUUUUGCUAAGUGGUUGGAGCAUCAGCCUGUGGACCGAAGGAUUGUGGGUUUGAUUCUCUGUUAAGGGCAAGUACCUUGAUUGCGGGUUCCAUCCCCGGCCACAGUUGGAGUGCAUGCGGGACAAUAAAUGUUUGUCUUUCCAGGCAAUGUUUCUUUCUCCAUUUCCCCUGCCCUCUUCCUUCCUUCACACUUUGUCUGCAAAACAAUGGAAAAAAUAUCCUCGGGUGAGGAUUAUAAAAAGAGAGAAAAGAAGCAAAAACAUUCAAAAAGUUAGUCAUCUUGUAAAAAUUCUUCCAAAUGGCUCCAAAGGCAGAUACUCCAUGUUUCCACCUGUCCUGGCAGCAAGUACAGUUUUGGCACAAGACCAAUUGCAUCAUGCCCUACAGCUUAAUAGGCAUGAUCUGACUUACAUAAUGCUGGGGAAGAUUCACUUGCUGGUGGGAGACUUGGACAAGGCCAUGGAAAUCUACAAGAAAGCUGUGGAGUUCUCACCAGAAAAUACAGAACUUCUUACAACUUUAGGAUUACUCUACUUACAGGUUGGCAUUUAUCAGAAGGCAUUUGAACACCUCGGAAAUGCUCUAACUUAUGACCCUAUCAACUACAAGGCAAUCUUGGCAGCAGGCAGCAUGAUGCAGACCCAUGGAGACUUUGAUGUUGCCCUCACCAAAUACAGAGUUGUAGCUUCUGCUGUUCCAGAAAGUCCUCCACUUUGGAAUAAUAUUGGAAUGUGUUUCUUUGGCAAGAAGAAAUAUGUAGCAGCUAUCAGCUGCCUGAAACGAGCCAACUAUUUGGCACCCUUUGAUUGGAAGAUUCUCUAUAAUCUGGGCCUUGUUCACUUGACCAUGCAGCAGUAUGCAUCAGCUUUCCAUUUUCUCAGUGCAGCCAUCAACUUCCAGCCAAAGAUGGGGGAACUGUACAUGCUCUUGGCUGUGGCUUUGACCAAUCUGGAAGAUACAGAGAAUGCCAAGAGAGCUUAUGACAAAGCAGUCUGCCUGGAUAAGUAUAACCCUUUAAUCAACCUGAACUAUGCUGUGCUGCUAUACAACCAGGGUGAGAAGAGGGAUGCCCUAACCCAGUAUCAGGAGAUGGAGAAGAAAGUCAACCUACUCAAGGACAGUAGCUCUCUAGAAUAUGACUCUGAGAUGGUGGAGAUGGCUCAGAAGUUGGGAGCUGCUCUCCAGGUUGGGGAGGCACUGGUCUGGACAAAAUCAGUCAAAGAUCCCAAAUCAAAGCAACGGACAACUUCAACUAGCAAAGCUUCUGGUUUCCAGCAGCCUCUGGGCUCUAAUCAAGCUCUAGGACAGGCAAUGUCUUCAGCGGCUGCAUACAGCAAGCUACCCUCAGCUGCAAAGAUAUACCACAGUCCCAGUAAUGCUAGAAAACAUGGGGUUUCUUGAAAUUCAGCAUAAUUCUUUGGGAAUUCUGGAACAAGAAUUCAAGUUACCAUCUCUUCCUCUGGAGUUGAAGCCCAUGUGGAAGCAUGUCCAAGUGAAGCAGCAGCACAAAUAAGAGAAAAAUAGGAAUAGGAUCACCAUAGAGUAGGGGUUUCUCUGGUGAUGAUUAAGAAAGGUCACAUGACAGGUAGAGCACAUUCCUUGGGAACCACAGAACGCAGCAUAUGUUGUGAUGAUCAUGUGGAGCCUGAGGUCUCUGCAGUCAUCAUUGGUCCCCAUCACCUCACCCAGGAAAUGAGAAGCCAGCCAGACAGAUCCUUUAAGAAUUG
Molecule: messenger RNA, 2309 nt
Organism: Pipistrellus kuhlii (Kuhl's pipistrelle)
Lineage: Eukaryota; Metazoa; Chordata; Mammalia; Chiroptera; Vespertilionidae
Gene: BBS4
Product: Bardet-Biedl syndrome 4
Exons: 10
Coding region: 697-1983 (428 amino acids)
Biological process (GO): protein localization to cilium; cilium assembly
Cellular component (GO): ciliary basal body
Molecular function (GO): protein binding
Source: RefSeq, a predicted model, not a curated record